Molecule: messenger RNA, 5641 nt
Organism: Heteronotia binoei (common prickly gecko)
Lineage: Eukaryota; Metazoa; Chordata; Lepidosauria; Squamata; Gekkonidae
Gene: FKBP15
Product: FKBP prolyl isomerase family member 15
Exons: 29
Coding region: 228-3860 (1210 amino acids)
Cellular component (GO): growth cone
Molecular function (GO): peptidyl-prolyl cis-trans isomerase activity
Source: RefSeq, a predicted model, not a curated record
ACAUUAGGGCUUUUCGGCGAUCCGUAGCGAAUCGAGGGAGUCACGCGCUUCAGCCGCCGGGCGCUCUCACUUCCUAGUUUGGACGAGGUUAUUUUGUGAGCGCGUUAGAAACAACACCGGCUGGUUUUGUGACACUGUCGUGAAAAGAGAGGCUGCUGUCGUGUUUUUCGGCCCCGCCUGCCGCUUCUGUUCUCUGGGCGGCGAGCGACGGUCGGAGCGAGGGGAGAAUGUUCGGGGGCUCAGAGGAGGAUGACACAGACUUCCUGUCUCCUACAGGCGGUGCUAGGUUGGCCUCUCUCUUUGGACUGGAUCAAACAGUUACAGGCACUGGAAAUGAAUUUUUCCAGUACACAGCACCCAAACAGCCUAAAAAGGGACAACCAGCUACUGCUGCUGGUCCGGCAUCACAGAAGUCACCUACUCCCACACCUGCUUCAGGAGCACCAUCAGUCUUCAUUGCUACAGCUGUUCAUGCAUAUCGGUUUGCAAAUGGGCAAUAUGUGAAACAAGGCAAAUACGGAGCAGCUGUAGUGGGAAACCACUCAACUAAAGAGUAUAGGAUCCUUCUUUAUAUCAAUCAGCAGCAGCAGGUCACAGCAGCCAGGAUCCAUUCAGGGUUUGUACUCACGGUCCAGCCCAACAACUACAGUACAUUUUAUGAUGAUCAGAGGCAAAAUUGGUCCAUUAUGUUUGAGUCAGAAAAGGCAGCCGUGGAUUUCAGUAAACAGCUGUGCAUUGCCAAAUAUAACAGCAUUCCUUCUCCUGAUUCGGUGCUGCAUCAGGAUCUGAUUGUUGGAGAAGGUCAAGGUGUGGAAAUAGGAGACUCCCUGGAGGUUGCUUUUACAGGCUGGCUAUUCCAGAACUGCGGACUAGGACAGGUGUUUGACUCAAAUGUCAACAAAGACAAGCUCCUACGUCUGAAGUUGGGCUCUGGGAAAGUCAUAAAGGGCUGGGAAGAAGGGAUGAUUGGUAUGAAGAAAGGAGGAAGGCGCUUUCUCCUUGUUCCAUCAGCACUAGCUUAUGGGUCACAGGGGGUAGCCAAUCGCAUUCCUCCAGACUCAACCUUGGCCUUUGAGGUGGAAGUCAAACGGGUGAGGCUUGUAAAGGACUCUGGCUCCAAUGGACAGAACCUAGGCCACAGGGAUUCUCUUGUGCCUUCCCCUGGACCAAACCAAGAAAAUCCCUGCACAGAGCCAGCAGGAUCACUUCCCUCAACGCUACCUCCAAAACCAGGAGAGCCUGCUGUGCGGGUGAAAUCCAACUCCAUUAGUGAGCAGCUGGCGAAUCCUGACGUAGCAAAAGCAAAGCUGAUUUCACGGAUGGCAAAGAUGGGGCAGCCCAUGUUGCCUUUCCUUGCAGGCACAACUCCAGCUCAGCUUGACUCAAGCGAUUCAGAGAUGGAGGACCCAAAUUCCUUGCGAGGAGUAGCAGCAACGCCAGUGGCAACCUCCCCCUUGAAGCCAUCCCCUCAGACAACCCUGCCUCAGAUGACAGCAAAUGUGGCUCCGCCUGCUGUUUCGGGGCUGCAGAUGUCCUCUGGUGCCAUAAUGCCUGCAACCCUUCAGUCGCAUUCAGUUGUUCCUGGGACAGCCCAAGGCUUUCAGCCGUAUUCAGGGGUGACGUAUGCUUACCCACAAGCCACUCCUGCAGCUUCUCAGCUCCAGCCUGUUAGGUCAAUGUACCCUUCUCCUUUUCAAGUUGGAGACAUUGGUUCAUUCCUGAUGACAGAGGCCAGGCAGCAAAACACAGAAAUCCGUCUGGCUGUUGGCAAAGUGGUCGAUAAAUUAGAUAAUCUAGCAGACAAGGUGAAUGAGCUACAGAAGCAGAACUCAAGCCACGGUUUAUUGCCAGGGAGCUCCUCUGUUACCAUGGAAACAGCUAUGAUCAUGAGCAACAUCCAGCGCAUCAUCCAAGAGAACGAGAGGCUGAAACAAGAGAUUUUUGAGAAGAGCAGCCGAAUUGAGGAGCAGAACGAGAAGAUUAGUGAGCUGAUUGAUCGCAACCAGAGGUACGUUGAACAGAGCAACCUCCUUAUGGAGCAGAGGAACACCUCACUGCAGAUGAGCAACGAGCAUACGCAGGCAAGGGUCUUGCAUGCUGAGCAGGAGAAGGUCAAGGUUGCUGAGGAACUGGCAGCAGCCACAGCACAAAUCUCCCGACUUCAGCUGGAGCUAACUGAUCACCAGAAGAAGGAGAUGGAUUUGCGCUCCCAGUUGAACACUGCCCUGAAAGAGGCGGAGAGACAUGGUACACAGCUCAACCAGCUGCAGGCCCAGCUGGCUGAGCUUCAGCAAUCAUCUGAGGAUGCCCGAAGCAAAUUCCAAGUUGAGAAGCAAAGCCGUAGGCAGCUGGAUGCCAAGCUGGCAGCCCUGGAAGAAGAGCUUUCUGACCUCCGUGUGGAAAAAGAGAAUCUGGAAAAGAACCUGGCUGAGAGGAAGAAGAAGUCCCUCUUGGAGAGAGAACAGGCUGAAGAAGAGAUGGAUGAGAUUCGCAGAUCCUACCAGGAGGAGCUGGAUAAACUCCGGCAGCUGCUGAAAAAGGCCCGGACAUCGACUGACCAAGCAGCUUCUGAGCAGCUUUCUCUUAUGCAGGCGGAGCUGGAAUCCCAGUGGGAAGCCAAAUGUGAGCGUAUGAUGAGCACUGCCAAAGAACAACAUGCCCGCCAGUAUCAGGAAGUAUGUGAGCAGAGAGAUGCCCAGCAGCAGAAAGUGUCCCAGCUGGAAGAGAAAUUAUUGCAGCUGAAAACCACAAAGAGUUCAGAGGAUGAGAAGCUCUCUUCAUUGCAAGAGCAGUUGGAACAGCUUGAGCCUGUGAAAAAUAAGUACUUAGCCUUACAGUCCCAAGUAGCCGUUCUCAAGGCUCACUAUGAGGAACAGAUCCAGGAACUUGAAAAGCAUCAUAGAAGGCCUUCAUCUGUAGACUCCACUGAAGAGGUAAAGAAGAUCAUGAAUCGAGUGUUUCAGUCUCUGCGGGGUCAGUUUGAGCUCGAGGAGUCCUAUACUGGCAGAGAAGUCCUAGGCAUCGUCAUGAACACCAUCAAGACAGUCACACUGCAGCUGCUGGAGAGGCAUGAGGAGAGGGGAGAGAGCAGCAGUGAAGAAGAUGCACCAGCCCCUGCAGAAAAGAAAACGGCAAGCCCUGAGGGUCCAGAUAAGGAGCCCAGAAGCUCUUCUUCACACAAACCACCAUUCUCAGUGCCUUCACUUCCCCCUGACCCUCCAGAGGAGGCAUCGGCUCAUCUUCCUUCUGCCCCUCCUGAAGAAGCCCUGGGCAACCUGGCUACUGCUGUAUCUGAGGCUCAGACCUUAGAAUCACAGAGAGGACAAAUACCCUCAGCCUUUAAUCAGACCACAAAGCCUAAUGCAAAGCUGGAAGUCCCAGAGCUCCUGGCCAACGAGGAAGACAUACACUCCAGUUGCUCUGAACAGGUGGAGGCAAGUGCUGAGAAUGAAAGUGGCACAGGAGACUCAGCACUCACUGCAGCAGGAACGCCAGAACCUUCUAAGCCAGCAGUGAAUGAGACAGAGCACAAGGGGGAAGAACCCACACUGGCCGCCAAUAGAGGAGAGAGUUGUCUGGAUGUUCCACACCAGGAUUCUGAAAUCGUCACUGGAGCUGAAAAGUGUGGCUCAGCAGAAACACGGCAAGAAGUGGCACCACCCAGCCCUUCUAAAGUAGAUUCUGGCCUCCAUGAAGAGCAGAGCAAUAUGUUUGAUGCUGUAACUCGAAAGCCUCAAGUAUCAGGAGGGCCACUGGAAGAGGAUGAGGAUGAAGAAUUGAGCAUGAAGGGCCGGCCUCCUCCAACACCCCUCUUUGGAGAGGAGGAUGAUGAUGAUGAUGACCUGAAUUGGCUUGGGUGAGCAACUGGACAAACAACAUGACGAAACUUUGUGCAGGUGCAAAAUGAAUGAGCAGCCAUGGCCUGAAAUGGAUAGAACUGUUGAAGUGGAGAUCCCUGGAUUGCUUGUUUGGGGCAGGGCAGCCUUUGCAAGUUGCUGACCAUUACUUGCACGGUGUGGGAUUGAAGACUCUAUCUGUGUGCCCUUACUUCUGUGAGCCUGGACUAAUUCAAGAAGCCAGCGUCUCUCUUGCAUGUACACACCUGUCCUGCUAAUCCUAUUUAUGCAAAUAAGGAGAUGGAGGAGGGGCUGGGAAUGUGCCCUCUCUGCUGAAGGAUUCCCUCUCCAUGUGAAAGACUCAGAGGUGUUCAUGUGUUCCCCUCCAACACCCUAGACCUUGGAUGCUUUUUGCAAAAAUUCUGUAAUUCCAAACCCUUGUCUCUGCAUACUUUGGUUGCAGGCAGGUGUAGGUCGAUUAGGAUCAUGGGGCAGUUUCCUGUGAUGCCUUGCUUGCACAUAGAGGGGGGUAGCGGUGGGGAAUUUAGUUAGCAUUUUGUUCUGCUUUCUGUCUAGAGUUGCAAGAGAGUCCAGCUCUUUGGCAUUGGCAGUUCCUUAAGUGCCCACUCACUGCUCAGAGUCUAAAUUGCUAGAGGCCUCUGAAAGGUGAGAGGCAGCAUGCAUGGGUGAUCCUACUAUUAUUUUCCUGGAUGAGAGGUAGUGGCCUUGGGCAUAUUUCUGCUGACCUUUAAUCCUGUUCCGAUAGCCUAUCCCAGUAACCUGAGGGUGUGUGUUGAGGGGAAAGAGCAUCUGUGGUUUACCAGCAAACCUGAUGAAAUGUUAAACUAGUCCUGGCUAGCCUUUCGCCUUCGAGUUGUUUUGCAAAACACAAAGUCAUUUUGACCUCCAGUUUAAAACAGUCUGUUUCAAGAAGAGAUUUCAGGGCCCUCCUUGUAUCCGUGAGACACCCCCCCCCACCCCCGGGUGAACCUUCCUAAUACAAAUCUGGGGCAGAUUGUUGAAUGUUUACCUGACAUAUGGAGCCACCUGUUUAUCUUGUCCUUGAGUCACAGAGCAGUAUUCAGAAUGGACUGUUACACAUGUACCUUUUUGGAGUAUGUUGGGUAUUAUUUUUGCCUCUUUGUAUCCAGGCAGUCCAACAAGAGUUUGGGAUGCUCACUUUGCAGGAUUGUUUCAGAGGCUCAUGAUAACACAAAGUGGAUUUUCUCCAGUUCCAAUUGUCCAAUUAUGUGAUCAUGCACAUAACUCACCUGUGGCCACAUGGAACUUUUUGGAAGUUGCAUCAGUAGGACAACCAUGAUGUAUGCAUUAUGAUGGUACAUAAUGGUGUUUUGUUGCCAGAUGAGGGGAGUCAGCAUGCUAUAUUCAGGGAAGAAUUGGUAUUUUAAAUUUGUUAUUCAGCCUGGCAUACUAACUCUGAUAUUUUGUUUCAAGAUGUGGUUGCUGCUUUUCUCUCUCUCUCCCCCACUCCCCCCCCCCAAUAAUAUUUAGCUUUAGACUUGGAGUGAGGGGGGGAACCCACUCAGUAUUGGGAAACAGAGCACUUUGAAGGAUAGGAAAGCUUUUAAAUUCAUGUGUCUUAAAACGAGCCAGACCCGUGUUAUCUCAAUACUUGUCACUGUCACAGAUGCUCUGUGCUGCCUUCUUGAUGUCAUGGGUAAGCAUGGUAUGGAGCAGUUUGGAAAUGAAACUUAACAGUGCCAUGGCUCUCCUCUUGUUCAGACCUAGGCAGAAUCAAAAUGUGAUCUCACUCAAACAAUAAAAGUGCAAUUUAAACUUCUGAA